AUGAUGGGUGUUGGAGCUGUACUUAAACAUGGUAUUUCUGUCAUGAUUCUUACUGGUUUCGCUGGAUUAGUAGCUGGUGCAUGCAGUAUGGCUAUAGGGGAGUUUGUUUCUGUGUAUUCUCAGCUUGAUUUUGAGGUAGCUCAGACGAAAAGAGACAAUGUGAUGUGUAACAGAGAGGAGAAUGAUACAGAAUCUGGGAAUGAACAACCACCAAAUCCUUUCCAGGCUCCAUUGAUCCGCCCCUGGGCGUCGGCUGUUGCAUUUUCAUUAGGGGCUUUAGUUCCAUUACUGGCAGCUGCCUUUAUAUCUGAACAUAAGGUGAGGCUUGUUGUGGUAAUUGCUGCAGUGACCUUUGCAUUGGUUGUGUUUGGAACAGUUGGAGCAGUGUUAGGAAAGACCCCGGCUGGAAAAUCUUGCGCCAGGCUGCUGAUUGGUGGCUGGAUAGCGAUGGCUGUUACAUUUGGAUUGACUAAGUUGAUUGCGUCUAAUGGAUUAUAA
Daucus carota subsp. sativus is the source of this 498-nucleotide messenger RNA. Its product is annotated as vacuolar iron transporter homolog 4. The transcript is spliced from 2 exons. Bases 1 to 498 code for a protein of 165 amino acids. Lineage: Eukaryota; Viridiplantae; Streptophyta; Magnoliopsida; Apiales; Apiaceae. Gene Ontology annotation, cellular component: membrane. Gene Ontology annotation, molecular function: iron ion transmembrane transporter activity; manganese ion transmembrane transporter activity. Gene Ontology annotation, biological process: intracellular manganese ion homeostasis. The record is from RefSeq and is a predicted model, not a curated record.